This is a messenger RNA of Besnoitia besnoiti, 1425 nucleotides long. RefSeq lists its product as uncharacterized. The transcript has 6 exons. The coding region runs from base 1 to 1425 and encodes 474 amino acids. Lineage: Eukaryota; Apicomplexa; Conoidasida; Eucoccidiorida; Sarcocystidae. The record is from RefSeq and is a predicted model, not a curated record.
AUGGGCGUAUGCGCGCUCGUGAUUGCGGCGACAGCUGAAGUCGCAGUUGUGGCUAGUCUCAGCAUCCUGCGGGGUAUAUGGAUGACAGUGAUCCAAAAUGGAUCGUCAGUCCACCUCGGGCUGGCGGCUAGCCUCCAUGCUGUGCUGCGACAACUUGGCGCAGCCAUACUUCCUGCGCUUAUGCUAAAGACCAACUUCACCACGGCGACACGAUUGUUCUUAUUUUUGCAUGCUUGUUUUCUCCUUCUCCUUUCUGUCACUGUGGGCGCCGACUUGCCCUCCUUCUACGCGGCACACGCCUUGACAGGCCUGGUUUCCUGUACAGCUGCGUCCUUGCUCAACUGGUCGCUGCUCACUUCACGAGAUCCGGAGGAACAGCUGCAAGACUUCUCCAACUUCCAAAAAGCGUAUUCAGUGGGACCGAUAUUCGGGUCUGGCAUCUGUGCCGUCUUCUUCAUCGGCUAUGAGCUAUGGGCGCGAGAUGUUGCUCUAGUCCGAGCGGUGGCCACCGCUUCUGUAGACACAGUUCGGGCGGUGCUGGGCAUCCAGGGUAUCGUCAUUGCGUUUGGCUUUCUUGUUCAGUUCACCGCGCCGCACCCUUCGCGCUGUGUAUCAGUCCGUGCGUAUACGUACGAAGAUCUCAUGGAUGCGCUGACUCUCAGCAAGAACUGGGCCGAUGACAGUGGCGAAAAAGAAGCAACUGAGGCCACAUCUGAGCAAGAGAAAAGGCGGGUAUCCCUGCAGGCAGGCAUGCCCAUUCUGAAUGUGACCGACGACGGCAAAAGAAUAACGCGCCACCUCACUGGACGGUUCGACGAAGAGAAGACGACAGCCUUUCACAAGCCUAGGGCAGACAAGACGAUAUUCGACCUGGACAGCGAGGACGAGCAGGACCAGUCUGAUAGGAGCGCAGAGAGCGACGACUGCAGCAGCAGUUUCUCUUCUAGUGUCGGCUCCUGUACUUACAACGUCGACUGCGAUAGAGACUCGGUGGAAUCCUCACAUCUCACAAGCUCCCUUUCGUCAACAAGUUCUCGUCGAACUGAAGCUGUCGCGGACAGCCCCAAUCAAACGCCAGACCGGAAGGACAGGCACGGGGCCGAAUACAUGUCCGAAAUGCGUUUCACGACCGACGCCGCGUUGAAGUCAACUCCUGCCGUUACAGCGGAGAGUUCAAAAACUGAUCUCUUCUUGUCUGCCUCGGGACCGUCAGCAAACAAUAUUGUACACGCAGAGCGGCCCCAAGACAAUGAUAAUAAAGUUUUGCCCAGAGGCCAGGUCAAUGGCUGCAGACCAGGCACAGCAGACGGAGGGUGCUCUCUAACAUACGCGACACAGCAGAGCGGCACUGCAUCAACUCCCGGCGAUGCAGAGCAAGUCAAACAGGUGGCCCUCCUUGCUUUCGGCGGAAUGGGCCCUCUCUAA